AGAAAUCGUCUGCCACUCUGCCAGUACUGGACGUCUUUUUUUGUUUACUUACAUUUUUCUCGUUUUCACCCGUUUAAAACAUAUCUUAACUUUGUUGGAAAAAUCUCUUGUUAAGAUUGAUAAACUAAAACUGAUUUAAAAUGAGUCUUUGGGUUGAUAAAUAUCGUCCUAACACACUUGCAAAACUAGACUUUCACCUUGAACAAGGAGAACGCUUGCAAAAAAUGGUAACCAAAGGUAAUUUCCCUCAUUUGCUUAUCUAUGGCCCACCUGGAGCAGGAAAGAAAACACGAGUAUCAGCACUCCUGAGAGAACUUUAUGGACCUGGAGUGGAGAAGCUGCGUAUGGAGCAUCAGAAUUUUACAACCCCAUCCAACAAGAAAAUAGAAGUCAUGACAGUCGCAAGCAACUAUCAUAUUGAAGUUAAUCCAAAUGAUGCAGGGAUCUAUGACAGAAUUGUUAUCCAAGAAAUGAUCAAGAACAUUGCUCAAGCACAACAAUUAGAUAUUGGUGGUCAAAGAGAAUUCAAAGUUGUUAUACUGACUGAGGUUGACAAAUUAACCAAGGAUGCCCAACAUGCUCUCAGGAGAACCAUGGAAAAGUACAUGACUACCUGUCGCUUGAUCCUGUGUGCAAAUUCAACUUCAAAAAUAAUUGCACCACUUCAAAGCAGAUGUCUUGCCAUAAGAGUUCCAGCCCCUAGCCAAGAUGACAUAAUUAAAGUUUUGCAGAUGGUUAGUAAGAAAGAAGGGAUUACCUUGCCCGCCGAUUUUGCCAUUCGUAUUGCAGAGAGAUCUGAACGUAAUUUAAGGAGAGCUCUGUUAAUGUUAGAGGCAUGUAAAGUACAGCAGUAUCCUUUCAGUGUUAAACAAGAGAUAGUUGAACCGGAUUGGGAAGUUUAUCUUCGAGAAACAGGACAAAAGAUGGUUUCUGAACAAAGUCCUAAAGCGUUGCUGGAAGUACGAGGAAGAAUCUAUGAACUUCUAUCUCACUGCAUUGCCCCGGAAAUGAUCAUUAAGAAACUGCUCAAAGAAAUUCUGAAAAACUGUGAUGGUCAAUUAAAAGCUGAAGUAACUUCAAUGGCAGCUUACUAUGAACAUCGCCUUUGCCUUGGAAGUAAAGUUAUCUUUCAUAUUGAGGCUUUUGUUGCUAAAUUCAUGGCAAUUUAUAAGCGUUUCCUGGAAGAUAGCUUUGCUAAUAUGAUGUAAGAAUUAUUUUUUAUUACAUCCUUUAAACUUUGUUUUAAAUAAUAAUUUCGUAACAAAAUGUGUAUUACACGAUUGAGCAACAGUAAA
Molecule: messenger RNA, 1295 nt
Organism: Daphnia pulex (common water flea)
Lineage: Eukaryota; Metazoa; Arthropoda; Branchiopoda; Diplostraca; Daphniidae
Gene: RfC38
Product: replication factor C subunit 3-like
Exons: 7
Coding region: 141-1208 (355 amino acids)
Biological process (GO): DNA-templated DNA replication; DNA repair
Cellular component (GO): DNA replication factor C complex; nucleus
Molecular function (GO): DNA binding; ATP hydrolysis activity; DNA clamp loader activity
Source: RefSeq, a predicted model, not a curated record